Molecule: messenger RNA, 1469 nt
Organism: Anopheles aquasalis
Lineage: Eukaryota; Metazoa; Arthropoda; Insecta; Diptera; Culicidae
Source: RefSeq, a predicted model, not a curated record
AUGUUCCCUCCCUAUCCAACCGGGUGCCGUACCUUUACCGGUACCGAACCGACCGUGUUCCAAGGCGGCACGAAUCUCACGCCAACCAAGGGGAUGGUUUGUUCGCACUGGAAAACGGUCAAAUUCAAAGCCCAACCCCCGGCAGAUGCUCGGCAGAAUGCCGGCAGCCUAUCGACGAUGUUAACGCGGGAAAGCCAGAGCGCGCCGGUGCUCGUUCUCGAGCGCCAGCUGCGGCUACGUGUCGGUCAGCUGAAGCUGGUCGACCGUGCAUCGUCCAUCGGACCGGACCCGAACGGACGGCGACCAGCAGUGGCCGCAUGUCCCGAGCGUUUGCUCCAGCCACCGGUCAGCUUUUAGUCGCCUGUCGAUGACCGCUCGGUAAGGACUGGCGCUCAUCCGCUCUGUAGCUCUGGCAGCAACGCCCGAAAGGAUCAACAUAUCUCCAGUGUCCUGUGUCUGUGUCCCCUGUGUGUUUGUGGCUUCCUCUACGCCAGCAAGUGUCGUGUGUUUGCGUGUGUUUUCGAAUCUCUCGUUGUCUAACUAUCUAACCGGAAGUAUCCAUGUGGGAAUGAAAGUUGUGGCAUAAAUGCGAUCGUGGGAUCCAAGAAGAGCAAAGUUCCAAUUCUGAUUAACAGUUCACACUCUGCAUCGAUCGUUAGGCCUAAUAUAGUGGAGUCGUAAUAGUUUGACGGCCAUUUAGAUGCACAAUAAUCGUACGACGAAAGUGUAGCCAGUGUCAGAGAUUCAUGCAGCAGCACCAGACACCGCCUGCUAGCGACCAUAGCAGAUAGUUUGAAUUUGAAUUUUAACCAACUUUCCGUUCCAAGUCAUUUUACAUCCUCGAUGCCGCGGCAGGUUGUGACCGCAUUCGGCUUCCCAUUGGCGGGACCGGGUGCCGGGACGGCUGCGGGCAUUGCAGGAGAAUAGAAGCAUCGGCCAAAUGUUCCUUCUAGAAUGCAGAUCCAUGCAGUAAUACACCAAGAGGGCGUAGAACUAGAUGCUUAAAGUAAACAGUUUGCAUGAUUAUGAUAUGAAACGGGAUGCAAAGGGAUACAAAAGAAGAUGUAAGGCUCCAUAACAUUUAGUGUUAGUGCAACGUAGUGUCAGCAUGGCUUUUGAUUACUUAGCUCCAGCAGCAAACUAAACUAACAACAACAAUCGCAUUCACUAACCGAUAUGUACAUUUAACCAUUGAAUGAACCAUUUGUAGAACCACUCUUAGGGAACACCUUCGAGGCAUAUUUAUUGAGCAAUCAAAUUGAAAUGAAUGAAAAUGAAAAACAUAUAAAAUAUCGAAUGAGCAGAUGGGGGAAAUUAUGCAUUCACACAUGAAAAAAUGAUACAAGAUUGAUACAAUACAUGAUUCCUAAUCGCAUGAACAAACGUAUAAGAUGAGAUAACCAGUCAUUAACUGUAACUAAAUAACUGUAUAAACAAAUAUUCUACGAAUAAAUUAAGAUCACACAUCG